Molecule: messenger RNA, 2109 nt
Organism: Solanum lycopersicum (tomato)
Lineage: Eukaryota; Viridiplantae; Streptophyta; Magnoliopsida; Solanales; Solanaceae
Product: coiled-coil domain-containing protein SCD2
Biological process (GO): cytokinesis by cell plate formation
Source: RefSeq, a predicted model, not a curated record
UAAUUUUCUCGACAAACAAGGUGUUAGUAGUGACGGCAAAGAAAAAGAAGAGACUCCAACCAAUUUUCCGUCCAAAUGUAUGUCUCCGUCAAUCUCUCCGGCAGACAAGCGUCGAACAUGAACUCCCAAAUCUAGGCCACUACAUUGUCGCUCAUCUUUGCUUUUCUCUUCUUAGUUGAUGAUUUUAUACUGAACUCAAGUCUUAAUGGAUCGAGCGCGAACUGCAAGUCCGAGUCAGUUAAGGAAAUGGAGCAGCGAAUCCGGAGCUCCCAUGGCUGCUCUUACUGUCGGCUCUUCAUCUCCAAGACAUGGCCGCUCUUCCUCUAUCACCGGAAUGUCUAACAUUAAGCGCACUCAGAAUGUUGCUGCCAAAGCUGCUGCCCAGCGCCUUGCUCAAGUCAUGGCCUCUCAAGCAGCCACUGGCAAUGAUGACGAUGAAGAUGGUGAUGAUGAUCUAGGAUUCCGAUUUUCCGCUCCUCCACCUCCCUCUUUUUCCAGGUCCAAGGUCAGCACUGCUGCCAAUAGCUCUAGUGAUAGCAAUGCUAUCAACCCUGUUAUUCAGUCGGCUAAGUUAAAUACCAGAUCAUCUUCACCUGCGCUAGCUAGGAAUAUUGUUGAGGAAUUGCCGUCUCUUCGUUCAACAUCAGCAGGAAGACCAACUGUCCCAUCUCGUCCUCCACCUUCAAUACCAAGUACCCAACAGCCUGUAAGGACUCCUUCACCUAUACCACCAAUCGAUCCUCCAACCAACAAGCUGAGAGAGAAAAGAUUCUCUCCAGAUUUAAGACAAGUUAACUUGAAAGACACAGGAGAUCACCGUGCUGCUUCCGCGCUUCGUGAUGAACUUGAUAUGCUACAAGAAGAAAAUGAAAAUCUUCUUGGAAAGCUUAGAGUUGCCGAAACGAGUUAUGAGGAGGCAGAAGCUAGAGUGAAGGAGCUUGAGAAACAGGUUGCAGCACUUGGAGAAGGAGUAUCUUUAGAAGCAAAGUUGUUAAGCAGGAAGGAAGCCUCUUUGCGCCAAAGGGAGGCUGCACUGAAAGAUGCAAAACAAGCAAAGAAUGGGAUAGAUGCGGAACUUGCAAGUCUCCACUCUAAUGUUCAGAAAGCAAAAGAUGAAGCAGCUGCUGCUGUAGAUCAACUUCAGGGGUCUGAAUCUGAGGUUAAAGCUCUACGCUCUAUGACACAAAGGAUGAUUUUAACCCAGAAUGAGAUGGAAGAUGUUGUUCUGAAACGAUGCUGGCUUGCACGAUAUUGGGGUUUAGCAACUCAGUUUGGCAUUUGUGCAGAUAUUGCUGCUUCAAAACACGAGUACUGGUCAUCCUUCGCACCUCUUCCUUUUGAAUUGGUCAUCUCUGCUGGCCAAAAGGCAAAGGAAGAAUGUUUGGAAAAAGGUGAUGACAAUCCAGAGAUGGGAAAGUUUGUUCAGGAUUUGAAUGAUCUCACUGGAGAAGGGAAUAUAGAAAGCAUGCUUUCUGUUGAAAUGGGCUUGAAUGAACUUGUUUCUUUGAAGGUUGAGGAUGCCAUAGUGCUUGCACUGGCUCAACAACGGCGUCCAAACUCUGCUCGAACAUCGAUUUCAGACAUCAAAUCACCAAGUGAUCCGAAGUAUAUGGAGGCAUUUGAACUCAGCCCGGAGGAGUCUGAGGAUGUUCUUUUCAAGGAGGCAUGGCUGACUUACUUUUGGAGGAGAGCAAAAGCCCAUGGUAUACAGGAGGAAAAAGCCAAUAAAAGGCUUCAAUUUUGGAGUAGUCGCAGUGGGCACUCACCAACUUCUCAUGAUGCUGUUGAUGUUGAGCAAGGUCUGAUGGAGCUAAGGAAAUUGGCCAUUGAACAAAAACUAUGGGAAUCAUCUCGGAGGUGAAUUGGUCGUUGGUGGAGAUUCUUCCGUUACUGAAGAGAAGUCUUCCCUACAGUCUAAUAUUACUGCUUGCGAUCUAUUUUACUCACUGCAUUCAAGCUCUUUUUCCGCUCACUGUAGUAUCCUUCCCAAGACUCAUGUAGUACAUAUGGUUCCAAUCUUUUUCUGUUUAGGUCCAACAGGAAGGGAGGGUGUCCAGUUAAGGUUACACGGAUUUUUAUUUAGUACAAACACGAGCACCUUAAGCAUGA